Molecule: messenger RNA, 750 nt
Organism: Clupea harengus (Atlantic herring)
Lineage: Eukaryota; Metazoa; Chordata; Actinopteri; Clupeiformes; Clupeidae
Gene: bglap
Product: bone gamma-carboxyglutamate protein
Biological process (GO): response to vitamin K; bone development; osteoblast differentiation
Cellular component (GO): extracellular region
Molecular function (GO): hydroxyapatite binding; calcium ion binding; structural constituent of bone
Source: RefSeq, a predicted model, not a curated record
UGUGUGUGUGUGUGUGUGCAUGUGUGUGUGUGUACUUGUGUGUGCGCGCGCAUGCACCCAUCAGUCUUAGUUCAUCUUUGGGUUUUCUUGUUGUUUUUUUUUUUGUGUGGGAGUAUGUUACAUGAAACCUCAACCAAUCAUAUUGUCUGACCAGUGCGUGGGGCAUCACUAUAAACUGUGUGAGUGUAUGUGGACCUAGGUGUGAGAGAGAGAGUGAGAGCACUGGUCAUUCUUCCAUUGUCUAGAGAGAACAACUGAAAAACCAGAGCGAAAACAUGAAGACCUUAGCCAUCCUCAUCCUCUGUGCUCUUGCAUAUGUCUGUAUUUCUGCAAGUACCGGGGCUUCAGACUCUACUGUCAGCAAGUCUGACUCUCCCAACGAGGAAGGUGUGUUUGUGCAGAGGGACCAGGCUGCUACCCUCAUGAGGCAGAAGCGUGCUGGCACCACUGACCCUGCCAGCCUGUCAUUGACCCAGCUGGAGAGCCUGAGAGAGGUGUGCGAGGCCAACCUGGGUUGCGAGGACAUGAUGGACACAUCUGGAAUUAUUGCCGCCUACACUGCAUAUUAUGGACCAAUCCCUUAUUAGAUCAUCAUCUUGUCAACCAAUCACCUUACAGUUGGCCUAUCCAUCCUAUGGCUGACCAUGUUAAGACGUUAAUGUAGAUUGGAUGCAUUGUUUAAAGAAUAUUGCCACAGAAUUAUAGCCUUAAAUGCUAUAUUUGACUGUACUAAAAUGUAUCUGCAACUCU